AUGGAAGCACCUGGAAAGUACGUUCGGGCUCCCGUCAGCCUCGAGGUAGUAAAUAGCGACUAUAAAGAUGAGCAAGACCAGCCGGAGCUCCUAGAGGACACAACUAAGGAUUACGAUACCGACGAAAGCAGCGAUAGAAACGUGUGGACUACUGAGUUGGACACGUCGAAUGAUCCCGUCCAGUUGUUGACCGAAAUUGAAAACACUGAGAACGGAAUCGACGAACCCAACGCGAAUUCAGAUGACACGAACAAACACCCUGAUGAACCUAGCGGCAGCAAAAAACCCACUAAAACGAGUGAACGUCUCCAAAGAGUGGAAAACGUUCUCGCUGAUCUAACGAAGACAUUGAGCAUGUUUCAAGGAAACACUAAUGUUCAUAAGGAAACCGAUCAAAAUUGGAGUAGCUCCGUUGCUCUAAACAGGUCAUCCAAUAACGUUGCACCGAGUAUCCGCUGGGACAACAUAAAGCCAUUUCCAAGCGGAGUACCUGCUAACAAGAUGUGGGAAGAGUGGAACCGCUACAUCGAGAACUUCGAGAUCGCGGCCACGCUCAGCAAUGCCAAUGACCCUGUCCGGAGAUCUCAGCUGCUAUUCUUCUCAAUCGGAGAUGAACUACAAGGGAUUAUAAGAGCUGCAAAACUAAGGCCCAGCUUAACGGACGUUGACUGCUAUAAUAAAUUUGUAACGAACAUCAGAAACUAUUUCCAGUCAAUGACUGACUCUGCGGCCGAACACGAAGCUUUCUCGAACUUGAAGCAGGAACGAACCGAGUCCGCGGUUGCAUUCCAUUCCCGCUUGGUGGCUAAAGUUCGGUUAUGUCGAUAUAAUCCCGACGAUCAAGAUAGGUUUGUACGCUCACAACUCCUAAAGGGUUUGAGAAACAAAGAGAUUGUGAAGGCAGCCAGAACAUAUGGACAUGACACGAACUAUAUAGUCCAAGCAGCGACUCGGAAUGAAGCCUUCGAAGCGGAAACACCCGUGAAUGAGCAAUCAGAAGUGUAUGCAGUCAAUCGGCGAAAUCAAAAUUUUUCGAAUCACGGAACGAACAGAAAACGAGGAAGGUCAGAUGAAUGGAAUACUAGAGAACAAGCGAAGCGUUAUCGACACGACCGCCGAGACCUACAGGAACGAGGUCGUCGCGCCCGAUGCUCGAGAUGCUACGGAUUCCAACACAAAAACUAUCCUUGUCCAGCGUUGCAGAGAAAAUGCAACUUUUGCCAUGAACUAGGCCACUUUGCAGUGGCUUGUCGUAAGAAGCAUAUCCGAGAAGUGCAAAUCAAGAGCAAUGGCUCACCCACACGCGAUAAUAUGACGCUUAAUGAGCAGCGCGUAAAUGCUCUCUCUCUUGAAGAUGUGUUGGUAAAUUGUCGCUUAGGAGCAUCCAGACCGAUUGAGUUUUUAAUCGACUCGGGCGCAGACGUGAACGUCAUCGGUGGGUCAGACUGGUCACACUUGAAGCAAGAGUUCGAGUCAGGUCAGGUCAAACUCAAAUUUGUUGAAAAUCCCGGCAUGAUAAACUUACAUGCAUAUGGAUCCCAAUCUUCCUUGAUUGUAGACUGCAUGUUUGAAGCAGAAAUUACUGUGCCAGGAUUCGAGUUGUCAGCCAAAAGGGCGUCCUUCUAUGUCGUUAGGAAAGGGAUUAGAUCGCUGCUCGGCCGAUCUACGGCGAACGAAAUAGGUUUACUGCACGUAAGAACCAAUAUCAAUAACCUAGAUGUACUGAAUAGCCUUACGAAAUUUCCAAAAAUGCCUGGAGUAAAGGUGAAGUUUAGCGUGGAUACAUCCGUGCCACCCGUAAAGAACGCAUAUUAUAACGUCCCUGCAGCAUUUCGGGACGCAGCGAGACGUCGAUUAGCGGAAAUGGAGUCUCGUGGUAUAAUAGAGAAGGUGACCACGGCUCCAAACUGGAUUAGCGGAAUGUCUGCAGUCUCCAAGGGAAAAGAUGACUUCCGCCUGGUGGUCAAUAUGAGAGCACCAAAUAAAGCUAUCAAACGGGAGGAUUUCCGUCUUCCUCUAUUAGACGAAAUGAAAGUGAAGCUUCACGGGUCCGCAUACUUCACAAAACUCGACCUAAACAAUGCAUUUUGCCGCCUCGAACUUCACAGCGAAUCACGCGAUCUCACCACAUUCAUCUCUGAGAACGGUAUGUUUCGAUUCACCAGGCUAAUGUUCGGGGUAAAUUGUGCCCCCGAAAUUUUUCAGCGGGAGAUGACUAGGAUACUAGAAGGUGUAGAGAACAUUAUCGUUUACAUAGACGACGUCCUAGUCUUCGCAAAGACCCUAGAGGAAUUACGGAAAACCGUUACCCGAGUUCUGAAAAUUUUCAAAACAAACAACCUGACGUUGAAUGCCAAAAAGUGUGAGUUUGAUAGAACCGCAAUCAAAUUUCUUGGUCACGAGCUCGACAAAGAGGGAUUCCACGUGGACGAAGAAAAGAUAAAGAGCAUUCGGAAUUUUCGUGAACCCACAACCGUAUCAGAGUUGCGGAGUUUCUUAGGUUUGGCAUCGUACAUCAGCCCACAUGUGCAGAAUUUCGCUGAUAUCACUAGCCCAUUGUGGACGAUUAUCACUACAAAAUCAUGGUCAUGGGGCCCUCCACAGAGUCAUGCUUUCAGGGUAGUCAAAGAGCGAAUUGCUAACUGUUGCGUGUCGUUAGGAUAUUUUUGCGAAGAGGACAAAACGAUUGUGUAUACAGAUGCUUCACCGAUCGCAUCGGGGGCUGUCCUAGUACAGGAGGACAAGCAUGGUUCGACGAGAAUUAUAAGCUUUGCUUCCAAAUCGUUGACGGCAACUGAAAGGAGAUACGCCCAAAAUCAGCGCGAAGCCCUCGGAGCGGUUUGGGCAGUGGAGCACUUUUCAUAUUUUCUGCUUGGGAGACAGUUUAUAUUACGCACGGAUGCACAAGGAGUAGCGUUCAUACUGAACCGAGCACGGGAAGAAUCGAAGAGAGCCUUAACACGAGCCGAUGGUUGGGCCUUGAGACUGAGCCCUUACAGCUACAACGUAGAAUACAUUCGAGGUGUUGAUAACAUCGCAGAUUCUCCCUCACGCUUGUAUGAUGGAAAUGAUGAACCAUUCAACGACGAUUCUAGCCCUUGGGAAAUUGCCACACUGGAAGCAAAUUCGGCUGCAUUAAUUGCUGACAAUGAAAUCAAAACUGCUACUUUACAGGACCAAUGCCUACAAGAAGUCAUGGUUGCACUAGAUACAGGAGAAUGGCCACGCCAUUUACGGAAAUGCCAGGCGCUUGAGAAUGUAUUAACAGUUCGUGAUGGCAUGCUGGUGAAAACCGGAUGCGUGGUGAUACCGAAAGCUCUACGCAACAGGACAUUGGAAGUAGCCCACAUUGGACAUCCUUCAACAGCAAAGCUCAAAAGCAUUUUGAGACAGCGAGUUUGA
This is a messenger RNA of Toxorhynchites rutilus septentrionalis, 3402 nucleotides long. RefSeq lists its product as uncharacterized. Gene Ontology annotation, biological process: proteolysis. Gene Ontology annotation, molecular function: aspartic-type endopeptidase activity. The transcript has 2 exons. Bases 1 to 3402 code for a protein of 1133 amino acids. NCBI's taxonomy places the organism in Eukaryota, Metazoa, Arthropoda, Insecta, Diptera, Culicidae. The record is from RefSeq and is a predicted model, not a curated record.